Messenger RNA from Topomyia yanbarensis, 1627 nucleotides. It is a transcript of the gene Rilpl, whose product is annotated as RILP-like protein homolog. The transcript has 3 exons. The record is from RefSeq and is a predicted model, not a curated record. Lineage: Eukaryota; Metazoa; Arthropoda; Insecta; Diptera; Culicidae. Bases 135 to 1262 code for a protein of 375 amino acids. Gene Ontology annotation, molecular function: protein dimerization activity.
CCUGGCAUCCCUGCAUUCGAGAGAAAAUAACAUUCGAACUGUCAAAUUUUAACUAAACUAAAAGUUUAAAAAUUCGUCAAAUGGUUCACAGACUAAAUAGUAAAAAUAUUGUUCAAAGAAAUCUACGCUGAAAUAUGGCCAUGAAUGCUCCGGAGGAUAUAACGGUUGUAGAUGUAUACGAUAUUGCUUCUGCCAUUGGAAAGGAAUUCGAAAAAAUCAUCGAUGAAUAUGGACCUUGUUCCGUUUCUGCUCUGAUACCAAAAGUAAUCAACAUAUUGGAAUCACUUGAAUCCUUUGCUUUUAGAAGAGAAAACGAAUAUUCCAUCAUACAAGUACUGAAUGAUAAGAUAUCUCAAUUGGAACUUAAUAAAAUGGAGAAGGCAGAAUACAAAAAAAAAGUUGAUAAGGAAAUGGAAUCAAUUGAAGAACAAUGGCGUUCAGAGACUCGGGAGCUACAGCAACUUGUUAGUCGUCUUCAAAAUGAAAACCGUAGACUAAUAAAUGAACAAAAUAGGGAGGCGUCAGUAAUACAAUCAGCUGAAGCUGCAAGUGUGGAAAAUUUGACCAAUAACGCUUUUUGUAUGGAUUGUGACUCGUCUAAAAUUUCUACAUUAAAGCAAAAAUUUGAUGAACAAGUAGAUGUGGUGAGGUCCAUGGAAUGUGAGCUUCACAACAAAGAGUCUGAAAUAAAUAACAUGUCAGUACAGAUAGACAGGCUCAAGUGUACUAUCGGCGAUUGUCGCAGGCGUCACAAACUAUCACAAAACCAAAUAAUUACAAUGUUCGAAGAAAGAGCUGAUUUCCUAGUCCAGCUGCAAGACCAACAACAUGAAAUAGUGAAACUUAGGAAACAGUUAGGAACAGCAGAGAAAGAAAACGAAGAUUUGACAGAUAUGGUGAUGGACGAUACUCAACCACGUUUUUCAACAGCGGAACUAAAAGAGGUACUCACAGAACGAAAUGAACUGAAAAUAAGGGUUAAUGAUUUAGAACAAGAGUUACACCACUUCAAGUACGUUAGUUCUUGCAGUCUAGAUAAUAUCUCCGCUAGUAACAUAAUGGACCUUCCUGUACAAGGACCGUUACCAUAUGAGCCAGAUGAUGCUCCUUGGAAAAAACAAUCAGAAAGUGGAAUUCGUAAAUUCUUUCGAAAAUUUUUCUUUGACAACAAUACCGAUACAGCCAAAUUUCCGCACCGUUCAAUUUCAUCUCUUACUAAAAUGCCUGUUUCCUCUGGUCCACAUAGCGACAUUCCAAUAUAAAGCAUUUGUUGUGUACUAGGACAGUUUACAUUGGUAUAAUGUUUCGAAUAUAACUUAUACACAUAUUUACUAAUUUUUGGAUGGCUCGGUCGGUUGUAUUACUCGUAUGUACUGGAUUACAAUCGAUGACUACUAAACUACACCAUAUUAGAUUAUUAACGAAAUGUUUCAUCCAAAACCAGCGUUUAUUCUAAAGCCGCGAGGCUCUUUGCAGUAUCACGAAGUUGUCUCAGGUUCACUCGGUCUAUGGUAGUCGUCAGGUUAUCAGCAAUAGAGAUGACAUACCACGUUUGCUGAACACCCAAUAUAUUUGAUUGGAAAUAUGAUGCGAAUUAAAAAGAAAUCAAAUAAACAUCAUGUACAAA